Penicillium brevicompactum is the source of this 780-nucleotide messenger RNA. RefSeq lists its product as uncharacterized. The record is from RefSeq and is a predicted model, not a curated record. The transcript has a single exon. Bases 1 to 780 code for a protein of 259 amino acids. NCBI's taxonomy places the organism in Eukaryota, Fungi, Ascomycota, Eurotiomycetes, Eurotiales, Aspergillaceae.
AUGCUUCUCCCAUCUGCUCUUCCAUGCGAUGCACGCCGGUCGUCUCGCUUCACUCCCAGUCGCCUAUUUUCGAGUCCUCCCCCAUCAGACACAGGCCACGCCGCAGGCAAUGGUCUGCUCGGCACCUGUCGCGCUCUACAAUCACUAUUGAAUGGAUCCCCCUCACCCACACCGCGCCGAUCCAAGGCUCAACGCCUCCAAAGCCCUCUCCCCAUCACACCUCGUCGCUCCCCGCGAUCGCACAAGGCCGCGCGCCCCGUCUCCCCCAGACAAACACCACCACCCAGAACUGCCGCUCUCACACCUCCACCCCCUCCCUCCGCGCCAGCACGUGGCGCAAACAAACGCUUCCGCGACGCCGAGGAUGAAAGCGACGCGCAACCAGCUCUCAAUCGCACCCUCUUCUCCACCCCUAAGCGUCGCCGCCACCUUCCUUACGAGCUGCCUGUCGGCCUCGCUCCUACAGACUUCUACUCUCUACACUCUCCGCCCGUCACCCAAUCACCUCCUUCUCCAGCCCGUCGCAUGGCUUUUGACUUCGGUCCUGCCAUCGACCCAGACGCCCCUCUGCCUUCCAUCGAAGUGACAGAGGAACCCACUCAGAUCGCCGGUUCCUGGACCGCGGAAGAAGACCAGCAUCUCAUCAAGCUGGUCCUCGAUAAAAUCAAUCUCUCCCAGAAAGACUGGGACGAGUGCGCGCGCCAAAUGGGUCGCAGCGCCGCUGGCGCCAGGUGGCAGUCCCUCGUUGGAGAGGGUCGUGUCGGCCUGCGUCGGCAGUGA